GGAAGCCACAUGAUGCCUGGAGUUACUGUAAAAGAUUUUAACUAGCAGGAGUUUGUCAGAGCUCUGGCAGCCUUCCUCAAAAAGUACAGAAAGCUGAAAGUCUCCGAAUGGGUGGACACAGUCAAGCUGGCCAAACAUAAAGAGCUUGUCCCGUAUGAUGAGAACUGGUUCUACACAGGAGCUGCUUCCACAGCACCACACCUAUACCUCCGUGGUGGUGGUGUGGUGCAGGGGAUAGUUCCAUUACCAAGGUCUAUGGAGGACGGCAGAAAAACGGAGUCAGGCCCAGCCACUUCAGCAGAGGCUCUAAGAGUGUGACCAGCGGGAUCCUCCAAUCCCUGGAGGAGCUGAAAAUGGUGGAAAAGGACCAAGAUGGCGGCUGCAAACUAAAAUCUCAGGGACAGAGAUCUCAACAGGAUUUCUGGACAGGGGACAGGUGGCAGCUGCCAGCAUGAAGCAUUAGAACAAAGAAUCCUGGGUUAAUAAAUUGCUUCAUUCUUAAAAAAAAUAAAAAAAAGAAAGAAGGGAAGAUAGAAAAUUUCAACAUGAUUUUAAAAGAAUGAAAUGGGCUCUCUGCUCCUCCCUGUUCCAGAGACAGCCGCAUCUUCUCGUGCGUCAUCUCAUAGACAAGAUGGUGAAGGUCAGUGUGAACGGAUUUGGCCGUAUUGGGCACCUGGUUACCAGGGCUACCUUCUCUUCUGGCAAAGUGGAGAUUGUUGCCGUCAACGACCCCUUCAAUGACCUCAACUACAUGGUCUAGAUGUUCCAGUAUGACUCUACCCAUGGCAAGUUCCACGGCACAGGCAAGGCUGAGAAUGGGAAGCUUGUCAUCAACCGGAAGCCCAUCACCAUCUUCCAGGAGCGGGAUCCCGCUAACAUCAAAUGGGGUGACGCUGGUGCUGAGUAUGUCGUGGAGUCUACUGGCGUCUUCACCACCACGGAGAAGGCUGGGGCUCACCUGAAGGGUGGGGCCAGAAGGGUCAUCAUCUCUGCCCCUUCUGCCGAAGCCUCCAUGUUUGUGAUGGGUGUGAACCACGAGAAAUAUGACAACUCCCUCAAGAUUGUCAGCAAUGCAUCCUGCACCACCAACUGCUUAGCCCCCCUGGCCAAGGUCAUCCAUGACAACUUUGGCAUCGUGGAAGGGCUCAUGACCACAGUCCACGCCAUCACUGCCACUCAGAAGACUGUGGAUGGCCCCUCUGGAAAGCUGUGGCGUGAUGGCCGUGGGGCAGCCCAGAGCAUCAUCUCUGCAUCCACUGGUGCUGCCAAGGCUGUGGGCAAGGUCAUCCCAGAGCUGAACGGGAAACUGACUGGCAUGGCCUUCCGUGUUCCUACGCCCAAUGUAUCCGUUGUGGAUCUGACAUGCUGCCUGGAGAAACCUGCCAAGUAUAAUGACAUCAAGAAGGUGGUGAAGCAGGUGUCUGAGGGCCCACUAAAGGGCAUCCUGGGCUACACUGAGGACCAGGUUGUCUCCUGCAACUUCAACAGCAACUCCUACUCUUCCACCUUUGAUGCUGGGGCUGGCAUUGCUCUCAAUGACAACUUUGUAAAGCUCAUUUCUUGGUAUGACAAUGAAUAUGGUUACAGCAACAGGGUGGUAGACCUCAUGGCUUACAUGGCCUCCAAGGAGUAAGAAACUGUGGACUACCCACCCCAGCCCAGCAAGGACACUGAAAUCAAGAGAGAGGCCCUCAGUUGCUGAGGAGUCCCCAUCCCAACUCAGCCCCCAACACUGAGCGUCUCCCUCACAAUUCCAUUCCAGACCCCAUAAUAACAGGAGGGACCUAGAGAGCCCUCCCUUCUCUCUUGAAUACCAUCAAUAAAGUUCACUGCACCCUCAAAAAAAAAAAAAAA
Messenger RNA from Rattus norvegicus (Norway rat), 1854 nucleotides. NCBI's taxonomy places the organism in Eukaryota, Metazoa, Chordata, Mammalia, Rodentia, Muridae. The record is from RefSeq and is a predicted model, not a curated record.